Messenger RNA from Solanum dulcamara, 2014 nucleotides. RefSeq lists its product as uncharacterized. Bases 197 to 1861 code for a protein of 554 amino acids. The transcript is spliced from 10 exons. The record is from RefSeq and is a predicted model, not a curated record. Lineage: Eukaryota; Viridiplantae; Streptophyta; Magnoliopsida; Solanales; Solanaceae.
UUUAGGAAACUUGUGAUGACUAUUGACUGGUUGAGGAUAUUUAAAGAAUUGUUGUUGUUACCAAUUUAAUGUUUCUUGGAAUUUCUCAUAACCUGUUUUUCUUGCUUCUGUUUGGGCAGUUGUCAACUUUUGUUAUAUCCGUAGCUCCAAUUAAUGCUCUGUUUCAGUGAAUUUUAUUUCCAAAUGUUUUACCUAAAUGAUGAAGACAAUGGAGGAAGAAAAGAGUAGUGAAUUCUACAACUAUUCACACCAUUUUGAUUUGGACACUGGACUAGAGAAGAACUAUAUUGAGCUGAAGAAGAAACAAUUACAUGGCGGCAGACGCAAUGAUUCUACUAAGGAAGAGGUUAAUCAUGCUCAUGAGGAUCUGGUUAGAGAAAUUGCUCUUCUGGAGCUGGAUAUUAUGUGUUUGGAGAAGUAUCUUCUUUCAAUGUAUCGGAAAAUAUUUGCCAAGGGAUUAGAAUCACUGACCAAGAAGGAUGAUAGAACAAAAACUAAUACAACUCCCAAUGAAAAGAAGUUUGCAGAAGUGAAGGAGAAAAAUGACAAGUUGAAAGAAAAUCCAAGGACUAAUAGUAAUAGUCCCGUUUUGCCAACUUUGAGUAAUCCAAUCAAAGAAUGUGAUGAUGACAAACAAAAACUAGUUGACUCAACCAUUUUGAGAUGCCAUUCUUCCCUCUCACAUGCUGCUUGUUCCUUCAGAGCUUCACCUUCAGUUGCAGCUCUUGCUGAUGCUGUAGAUUCAUACCAUUCUAUGCCUUUAUCAAUGCUGGAGCAUGCUCAGCCAUCAACUUCAAACAGGAGUCUCACGGAACAUCAUGUUACUAGUUGUUCUAAUAAUCUUUAUCAUAACUCGCCAAGCCAGUUGUCUGAAGAAAUCAUCAAGUGCAUUUCAGCCAUAUAUUGUCAGCUUGCUGAUCCGCCUUUAUUCAACCGUGAUUUAAGUUUGUCUCCCGUCUCAGUCUCAUCAUCAACACUUGAAUCUUUUCCUCAAGCUCAGAGUGAUAUGCAGGGACACCAAUCCAUAGAAAAUUCAUCUUCCGAUACGUUGAACAAUCCGUUCCACUUUGAAGACUCAAAGGGAUUUAGCGGAUUCCUUGUUAGAAUGGUUGAGGUGCAAGGGCUGUGUCGAGAUAGUCAGAGCUUAGAUGGUGUUGAGCAAAUGCUAAAACAAUUUAGGUACCUAGUCUCAAAAUUGGAAGAAGUCGCCCCUAAGGAAAUGAGACAUGAAGAGAAACUAGCUUUUUGGAUUAAUGUCCACAAUGCACUAGUAAUGCAUGCAUUUUUGGUUCAUGGGAUUCCAAGAAGUAAUCUCAAGAGAGCAUCUUUACUUCUUAAGUCAGCUUACAAUAUUGGAGGGAAUACAGUAAGUGUUGACAUGAUUCAGAAGUCUAUACUCCGAUGCCAGUUACCUCGUCCCGGUCAGUGGCUUCAAUCAUUCUUCUUUACGAAACAAAGAUUUAAGGCUGGCGAUGCACGAAAGGGAUAUGCAAUAGAGCAUCCAGAUCCUCGCCUACGCUUUGCUCUGUGCUCAGGAAACCAUUCUGAUCCUGUGCUUCGUUUGUACACAUCAAAGAGAGUAUUCGAAGAAUUAGAAGUGGCUAAAGAUGAUUACAUUCAGGCAAACAUUAGGGUACACAGAGAACAAAAACUAGUCCUUCCAAAGAAUGUGGAAUCUUAUAUUAAAGAGGUGAAUUUGAGUCCAUCUGGUUUGUUCGAAACAAUAGAGUUAGCACUACCUUCUUAUUUGAGGAAGAACUUUCAGCAGCCGGAGCAACGAAAGUUGUGUAAGAAAAUUGAUUGGAUUCCUCACAACUUCAGUUUCCGCUACCUUAUUUCAAGUGAAUUGGCUGAGUUUUGAAUAUCAGAUGAAUCACAACCAAAGGGGGUGUUCAGAUUGAGAAGUGGUUCAAUUUUGUGAAAUAUUUGAACUUCUUGUGCAUGAGUGUGUCUUCAUGUUACCAAUUGAGUUUGUAAUAAUUUGGAUGGUCCAAACAUCAUUUAUUUUCUUUUU